Molecule: messenger RNA, 5271 nt
Organism: Osmerus eperlanus (European smelt)
Lineage: Eukaryota; Metazoa; Chordata; Actinopteri; Osmeriformes; Osmeridae
Gene: misp
Product: mitotic spindle positioning
Exons: 10
Coding region: 336-2090 (584 amino acids)
Source: RefSeq, a predicted model, not a curated record
AGGACCAAGAAAAUGUCUGUCUCCCUGUCAGUUUCUUGUUUCACAUUUGACCUUUUGUAAAAAUGGCUUGCAGUAACCUCCAUCAGACCCACGAUCAUUGGGUGGUGUGGCUCUGACAACUGACAACCCUGUUUUGGCUGAGCUUUGUCUUUACUGUUGCCUGCACAUUAAACAGACAGAUAGAAGGAGAAACAGUGAGGUGAACAAUUGAGAUUGGUUGGUUAUCAAAAAUAAGAUUGACACAAUUUCUUUAAAAUGUCAUACUGGAUAUAUUACAGUUUACUCUUCUCACAACUCAGCCAAUAAGAAAAGGAUAGUGGAGAAGAUUCCAGGAAAUGACAAUAGCUGUCAUUAGCAUGCAAAAGUUCACACAGGAAAUCAAUCACCACGCAUCCAUGGAAAGCAAGCCCAAAAGAUGGAUGAUCCAGCCCCUGUCCCAGAGACUGGAACCCACAGACGUAUGCCCCAUGCGCAGUUGCACCGCUAAUGACCUCCUCAGACGAGACCAAAGCUGUAGUUACAGCGAGAGCAGCAACUCCACUUCUUUCAGCUAUGAUAUCCUCUCCUUCACCUGCACCCAGUCCUUAGGUAUUGUUUCGUCUCAGAGGAAGGAAGUGCCGUGUGAUGCAAUGGUUCAGGCUAAACAGGAGGCAGUAUUAGAUGAAGUGGACAAUGCAAAUAAUGAUUGGCAUCCAAGCAGUCCCAGUAGCCAUGGAAGUCCUACCAGCAACAAAGGUUCCCACUGUGGCUUCUACUCAUACGUGGAAGACCCUUCCAGCCCAGAGGCAGAGCUGAACAAAACCUGGAUGGUUUCUCAGGAGCGAAAAACUAAGUUGGUCACCCUGAAGAACAAAGACAGUUUUAAACUGCAGACCUACUCCAGUGGCAGGAAGCCACAGAGUCUGUUUGAUGAAAACAAUGGAGAUUCCCGUUAUCAAGUGAAUGAUAAUGGUGUCCAAGUUGUGAACAAGCAUGAUGAGAAGCAGCUCAGACAGCAGAUAAUAUAUACCCAAGCCCCUAAGCAGAACCUCACAUUCAAGGAGCAGUGGAGUGUGCUGGAUAAUCUGAAUCUCAGCAACUCCCCCAACAGAAUAACAGAAGACAGCAAUCGGAAUUCUAUAUUACAGCAUUUGUUGGUUGACUCAAGAGGUGGUGAUACAGGUGAUGAAAGUCUAUACAGUGACAACCUUCAGUCAAAAGGCAGGGAUACACAAUCGACAAGUGGUCACACUGCAACACCAAUUCAGCGGGAGAUCUUCCUCACUCAGGAAAGACAACAGUGUUCACAAGGCAUCAAACACAAUGCUGUCAAUAUAAAGGUGGCAGAGAUCAAGACAACAUCUUCACAGCCCAAACCACUCUUCACAUCUGUCAAAAAGGCGAAACCAAAGAACAGGUUACAUUUUCUUAUCCAGCAGGAAAUUAAGAAGAGUGUUUGGGAAGAGGAUCUGCUGAACCAGGAAAAUGAUUUGGACUUGUAUGACCAUGGGGCAUCCCAGGAUCUAGAGGAGAAAAAGAGGAUCUUUGAACAAGCACCAAAUUUAGACACAGCAGAAGAGAAAAAUCUUUCAAUUUACCACACAAUGAAAGAAAGUUUUGGGGUUAAGGUCAGACAAAGAAGCGGCAGCUCAGAUACGAAACAUUUUCUUAAUCCCUGCUGCCCUCAUAGGGAUCCGGAAGAGACAGAGUUUUACACACAUAAGAGUUCCACACCAGACAAACAGGAAGAACCUAUUCACCAUGAAAGUCCUUCAUUUCUAGUAGAGCAGACAAACAAGAUGACAGUCAGUAAAUAUUACUCCCCAACCACUUUAGUGCCAAAAUUCGAUAAAACCAAGAGCUUUUACCCCUGCCCUACCCCUCCAACUGCCCGACCGUCCUGCUUUUGUAUUGUGACUGCCCAACCGUGGAGCUCCCAACAUCCUACUUUGCCUGUGUAUGCUGGAAUUCAGCCUAUCGAUGAUGUGAACAAUGAGGCCGAAUUAUACUACUCCGUUUUCACGGAGACGGACACAGGGAACUUCCUCUCCAAUGCGGAACGCCCUCUCCGAGGGCUAGUCCCUAAUUUUACGGAUACCCCUUGGCUGUGAUUGGUCCGUAUUGAGAACCGUGAGAACCGCUUGCGUCAGGGGCGGGGUUGCCAUGACCAACAACACAAACAGAAUCCUUUGACCGCCAUUGCUGUCUUGCAGGCCACUCGUGUUACCAGGCAUAAAAGCACAUUUGCCCUGCGUUGGGAGGCUGGCAUGUAUGCAAAUGAGGAUGACCAGUAACUUGUCCCCCUCCCUGGCCCUUCCAGAAUUGGUAGGAUGGCAGCAUGCAUGUAUCAACUAUUGCUUGUUUUAACACAAUAGUUUACUUUCAACAUCAAGUGGUUGAUAUCUGACCUCAACCUCGGUCCUUCAAUACCUUCUAAUUGUAUGCAAAAUAUGAAAGCAUACUGAAAAAUAUAAUGUUUUUAAUUAAUCAGUAAAAACAAUUGGUCAAUUGUAAAAUGAGUGUGCGUCUUUAGAAAAAAAAAUCUGGAAGACAGGAAAAAAAAUCAAGUAACCUUGAUGUGAUGUUAUUUUUAUUUAUGAGCUAGUUGACUACGCUAAAUUAUACCAAAUAGUAGGGUCAACAAAUGACUUGUGUGUUUAGCAAAGUUCAACCAAUUCAACAUUGAGUUUUUAAUGUAAAUAACUUACUUUUGAAGGUAGCUUGAUUGCCUCUUGUCAUAAAACAUUUGAUCAAAUUAGGUUAUUAAGUUUAAAUUGACCUCUAAGCCAUAAGCCCUGCCUCUCUGUUCCCAAGGCUGAUGUGGGUAUAGAUGUGUAAAGUUUUGAUAAUUUUUAUGAGGUAUCAAUGAUUAAGUAUUUCAAAAUGAGAAUAUAUAAUUUAAUAUAAAGUUUUUGCAAUGCCUGAAGUUAAAACAUUGGAAGUAAAUAAUAAUUGAUAUGUAAUUAAAUGUGUUUGGAGUAUGGGGUAUAGGUUAUUACAAAAAGUAUACAACGUUGUCUUUCUCAAAACAAGAUCAACGUUAUCCAUCCACUUACCCCUGAAAAACCAAACCUCCUCCAUUCCAAGAUUCAAUCCUCCAGAUUGAGGCAAAAGAGAGUGUAAUAUGCAGUGGAGGGAUAUAUUCACAAAAUUCAGACCAACAAGGAAGGGGACAGUAAUUAACACAAAAGCAUACAGAUCUCAACAGCUACUACUAGGCUUACAAUUUUCGGGAGAAGGCCGUCUAUUAAUAAAAUGCUACACAGAUUAAAGCAUGAUACAUUUGUAAUUGUCUGUUGGGACAGCAUGUUCAAACUUAUAAUAACCUUAUAACGAAACAUAGGCAAUGUGAAGGCUCCAGCACUGAGACCCUCUUUAAAUGCAAUCCAACCCAUAGCUCAUGUUAUUUAGCUAAACUUUAGAGCAGGUAAUGUAAGUUGGUAAGUAGUUAAAUAAUAUUAGUAGUAAUCAUACUUGGAAAAAGUAACCAUAAAUUUAAAAUAAAUGUUCGAAAAUGUGAUCUAACAUAGCUAGCUAAAUAGAUAAUAAAUUAUCUAUUUAUCUAUAAUAAUAAAUUGGAGCAAAAGUACGUAUUUUUAAGUAUUUAGCUGAGAAGGGGUCCUCCCACACUGUUUCAUCCACUGCUGGCAUCUUUCCUCUUGGGUGUUGGGAACAAAUUACUCCUCCCUCUAAACUUUUGGGGUACCUGCUGUCAGAUUUGCACCUUUCACUAUUUUGCGCCUUAACGACCGAAAGCUUGGACCUUCUUCAAGUAGUGACCUGUUGCUAAGGGAGGAUUGGUCAAGGCCAAUUGAGGGAGGGUUUUUUGUGAAAGGUCAAUUAUGUAGUAUUUGGUUUUCAUUUGGUGCACCAGUAAUGUUUUUUAAAUUUUAUUAGCAAUUUCAUUGUAAAAUGUUUUACAUUCAGCAAAGAUUGUACUGCUUUGUUGGGGGGGGGGGGGCAUUGCAUUGCAUGACAGGCAUUGUUAUUGUCGUAGCAACAAAUGUACUAUAUUAUUUCAUAUAAUUCUUUAUAUUUAUAUAUUUGUGUAUAUAUAAAGAAAUAUGUGAAAUAUAAUGUGAAAUGUAAAACUAUCUAUUAUAUAUUAUUUUAAUCAGAUUGUAAUUGUGUUUAUUUGUUAGGAAGAUGGAAGAUAAUUAAAUAUAGUUUUAAAAUAAUUUUUAAAUACAUUUAACAACAUUGCAAGCCAUAAUGUCAUGGUUGGCAGAAAUAGUUAUUUUGUGUGUGUUUUGUCUAUUGUAUUUGUAAGAGCCAUUUUCACAUGUUUUGGGUGUAGGACACAAAUUGUCCACUGGUGGCACUAGUGAGCUUGGGAGGGAUGCCUAUUUAAGUAGGAACCUUUCAACAGGUAACAGGGGGUGCUGUUAUGGGAGGAGCACAAAUAGUCUUUGACCGCUUCUAAUCGCUACACAGUUAAACGCUCAAGUGGAUGUACAAUGUUUGUUGUGUUGGAGCUUAAUUGGACACAUGGACUGGCAAGUUCAUUGGAACAACAAUGUGAACAAUAAAUGGCCAUCAAACGCAAUGAUGACUAUUGGAGUCUGAUUUCUACAGCCAGCUACGGAGCAGCAUGAGUGAGAAGAGAGCACGUCAGCUAUUUCAAUAGCCAUAGACUAUGUUUGUUUUUUAAGUCCAAAUAGCAGCCCCUCAGUGGCUUUAAGUUAUAGGCUUAGCCAUUAUAGUAUUAUUAUAUAAUCUGUAUGACCAAUGUGUGUAUGUGGACACCUGACAUCACUUCUACAGUAAAUGAGCUUGUGGGACAUUAAAAUGGGAUUCCAUCUAAAACAUAUUUACAAGUCCAACACUUCCUGAAAUUUUCCAGUCAUUGUAAAUAAUGCACAUAUACCAUGCAACUGUUCAACCUCUAACUGUGUAGACCUCCAACUGAGCUCAACACAUACUUGUGGAUUAAUUUACAGCUCCUGAUGUAUCAGAAAUUUUAUUGGGAAGACAAUGAUCAUAACAUCCCUACCCAUGCCUUCAUCUCCCUUUUUUACCUGUCAAUUCCCAUUAGUGGAUGUCUAGAUAAAAUUUUGUUGUACCUGUAAAUUGCCUUCAUAGAAUAUUUCAAUGGGUUAUUAUAUUGCGUUUAUUAGUCAUGUUUAUCUACCUUACAAAACUUAUAAGUAUUUUACUAUUGUACAUGAUUGUUGCUGCAAAUCAUGUCAUGACAUGAGAAUAGAGGUUACAUAGUCUACACAUGAACACCCAUUUGUCUGAAACGAAAAUGCACCUACCAGCAUUUUGAACAUAAUUUUAUAUACAUAAAUA